Aedes aegypti (yellow fever mosquito) is the source of this 2921-nucleotide messenger RNA. RefSeq names its product vertebrate ancient opsin. Gene Ontology annotation, biological process: G protein-coupled receptor signaling pathway. NCBI's taxonomy places the organism in Eukaryota, Metazoa, Arthropoda, Insecta, Diptera, Culicidae. The record is from RefSeq and is a predicted model, not a curated record. The transcript is spliced from 7 exons. Gene Ontology annotation, cellular component: membrane; photoreceptor outer segment. Bases 1080 to 2660 code for a protein of 526 amino acids. Gene Ontology annotation, molecular function: G protein-coupled receptor activity.
UAUAGUGAAGCUCUAUUGUUUUGCGGUGCGCUUCCGUCGUAGACGCUGAUUCGAUACGAGAUGAAAGCGAUUUUGGCCGCGAGUGUUUGAAGUGAUUUAGCCGAAGGUGGAAACAUUAGCCCUCUUAUCUUGUCAACAGAAUACGACAAGCGUUGCGUAUGUUGUAUGAGGGGGGCGAUAAAACCGUGGCGGAUUCUGUGUUUGACGUCAACCAGAGGGUUGAUGAUUUGAAGAUGAAAACGCUACUCGAUAAUUUAUGUGAAUUUUUUACCAUGUAAAAGUUCAGGAAUAUUCGAAUCGCUGCCGCAAUGUUCCACGUGAUGUAAUUCGAGCUGUUUGAGGUAGAAGAAUCGGAACGGAAAUUUAAUCUUCUGUUACGUGCUGCAAUCGUUUCAAAUGAGUGGGUGCAUUGAUUCGAAGGUGAUGUGGUUGUGUUAAGGUGAAAACAAUGGAAGUCUACGAUGCAUGGAGAAGAGAAUUAAUCUUCCAGAUGGUGGUGAACAAAGUGAAAUCUCCCACUGGAGUCGUUUAUGGCUGUACAGAAUGAAUUUAAUUUGUGGAGUUUUGGGUCGUAAAAACCUAAUCGUUGGUGGUUGUGUGAAUAUGUGCUGGCAAAGUUAAGACUAGGAAAUUUUCACGUAACCCGCAUUGAGCCAGUGAAGGUGGAAAGACGCUGAAGAACGACACCGGUCAAUGCAGACAUCACGAGCACUGUCCAGAGGAAUUACGUUCCAAAGUUUUAACGAUUCCGGUUGUCUCAGCCAUUUUGACUCGAGUGGUAAUAAAAAAGUGGUCGUAAAUCAUCAGGAAAUCGGAUUUCCACCGAGGAACGUUACCCACCCACCUGACCAAUUAGAGCGGCACGUAACUAAUCGCUUUUGCAGAUUCCCGCUUAUACCAGAUCCUGUGGCAAAAGGUGGCAGCCUGAUCCUAAGCCACCCUCUAGUGGAGCCCGUUCCUCGAACCAGUGAAUAAAGAGAGCAAACAACAAAAAGUCCGAAAGCACGAGGUAGGAAAAUGUCCCAUCAUCGCCGAGGGCCCGUGCAUCUCCCGAGCGAAUCCAGCGGCCGGCUUCCAAAAUGAUGACCGAUAUCAGCGUCAUCCAUGUGGCCAACAUCAGCAGGUUGCUCAUCCUGUCAACUCAACAGCCGACGACUACGACUACGACAACGACUACAACCGUUACCACUACAACCAUCAGCAGCAGCAGCAGUGGCGGGGGUGGUGGCGGAUCCGGAAGUGGGGCCACAAUCAGUGCUGGGACUGGUCUUUCGAUGGUGGUCAAUGGUAAUGGUGAUGUGGGGGGAGGAAGUGCGGGUGGCAGUGCGAUUAUUAUUACCAGUGCAACGGAAGUUUUCGGAACGGGUCUUCCGGUGGGGAGCUACGAGCGUGAUCCGGUGCCGUGGCCGGUUCCGGAGCUGAUGGAAUCCUGGGCGUACGUUGCCUCCGCAGUGACGCUGUUCUUCAUCGGGUUCUUCGGAUUCUUUCUGAAUCUGUUUGUGAUUGCGCUGAUGUGCAAGGAUGUGCAGCUGUGGACCCCAAUAAAUAUCAUCCUGUUCAAUCUGGUGUGUUCGGACUUUUCCGUGUCGAUUAUCGGCAACCCGUUCACACUGACAUCGGCCAUUUCGCGGCACUGGAUCUUCGGCCGGACGGUGUGCAUUGCCUACGGAUUUUUCAUGUCCCUGUUGGGAAUAACGUCCAUCACCACGUUGACGGUGCUGUCGUACGAGCGGUUCUGCCUGAUAAGCCAUCCGUUUUCGUCGCGAAGUCUCAGCCGGAGGGGAGCCGUCUUUGCCAUCCUCUUCAUCUGGAGUUACUCGUUUGCCUUAACUUCGCCCCCGCUCUUUGGUUGGGGGGCGUACGUCAACGAGGCGGCCAACAUCAGUUGUUCCGUCAAUUGGGAGUCCCAAACGCUGAAUGCCACCUCCUACAUCAUAUUUCUGUUCGUGUUCGGUCUCGUCGUGCCGCUGGUGGUCAUUGUGUACAGCUACACAAACAUUGUCGUCAAUAUGAAAAGGAAUGCCGCCCGAGUAGGCCGAAUUAAUCGGGCGGAGAAGCGCGUCACCCGAAUGGUGUUCGUCAUGGUGCUGGCGUUCAUGAUUGCCUGGACUCCGUACGCCGUGUUCGCGCUAAUCGAACAGUUCGGUCCAACUGACAUCAUCAGCCCUGCCCUAGGAGUCCUUCCGGCACUAAUAGCCAAGUCCAGCAUCUGCUACAAUCCGAUCAUCUACGUCGGAAUGAACACCCAGUUCCGGGCGGCCUUCAACCGGGUUCGCAACAACGAAUCCGUCGACAAUAACACGAUCACCAACCAGAAGGACAUCACCAUGAACACCAGCAAGGAAAUCGUGGAGUGCAGUUUCGAUUUCUGCCGGAAGAAACGGCUGAAAAUCAAACUACAGUCCAAUGCCAAGAGCAAAAACAACAACAACAAUUCGCGGAACCAAUCGAUAGCCGACCCGAGCAGUACGAGCAACGGCGACGAUCUGGACCAACCAAGUCCGGCCCAGACGGUGCUCAACUCGACGGUGGCCAACAGUGGCAGUGUGGCCAGUUUCGGACCCAAGAAACGGUUGCGGUCCGAUUUUGAACUAUCUGUGAUCAGUAGCGGGAAGUCGAUUCUCAUCAAGUCGAACACGUUCCGGUCCAAUCUGGUGUAACGAAGGCGGGCAGGUGUAGUAGCGUUCUAGUAUGUGGGCCUUACCGAAUCUCAAACAUUGUGAAUUUAUCUAGGAAUUAUUAAGGUGAGAUUUUGAUGCUCCCGAAGGAGGGGGCGCAAAGACGUCUGAUUCUAUUCUAAGAAUCGAGUAAUGCAAACUUUAAGGGUGAAUUAGGUGUGAAAGGGGACGGUAAUUGUAAGUAGUAGCAGCGACAGAUUAGGAAAGGCCAUACGGUAUGACGGAGUAAACUGUGAAUGGAAA